GGGUAACGAGAUACCGGCUGGCGUAGAGCAGCUUUGCCUGUGUGGCUCUUGAGCCGGCAGCGGGGAGGAGGAGGAGGAAGAGGAGGCGCGGAAGAAUAGAGGGCUCCGCCUUGCUUCAGCCGCUCUCGCAGCCGCUUUUCCCCUUCUUCUCCCCACUGUACCUGGAUGGUCCGCGUCGCGGCGGCGGCGGGGCCUCCUCCUCCCUGGUGCCUGCGGCGGUGGCGGGCGGGGGCUUCGCGGGGUGGUGGGUUGCCGUCUGAGGAGGCGACCAGCCCGGGCGCUGAAUGAAGAUGGACUAUGACUUCAAGGUGAAGCUGACCGGGGAGCGAGAGCGCGUGGAGGACCUCUUCGAGUACGAGGGCUGCAAGGUGGGGAGGGGGACCUACGGGCACGUCUACAAGGCCAAGCGGAAGGACGGGAAAGAUGAUAAAGAUUAUGCUCUGAAGCAAAUAGAAGGUACUGGGAUUUCUAUGUCUGCAUGCAGAGAAAUAGCUCUGUUACGGGAACUCAAGCAUCCAAAUGUAAUUUCUCUGCAAAAGGUGUUUCUGUCUCAUGCUGACAGAAAAGUAUGGCUCCUUUUUGACUAUGCGGAACAUGACCUUUGGCACAUAAUAAAAUUUCACAGAGCUUCUAAGGCAAACAAGAAGCCAGUUCAGUUACCUCGGGGAAUGGUGAAAUCUCUAUUAUAUCAGAUCUUAGAUGGCAUUCAUUAUCUACAUGCUAACUGGGUGUUACACAGGGAUUUGAAACCUGCUAAUAUUUUAGUUAUGGGUGAAGGUCCUGAGCGAGGAAGAGUAAAAAUUGCUGACAUGGGCUUUGCCCGAUUAUUUAAUUCACCUUUGAAGCCUUUAGCUGAUUUGGAUCCAGUAGUUGUUACAUUCUGGUAUCGAGCUCCAGAAUUACUGCUUGGAGCAAGACAUUAUACCAAAGCUAUUGAUAUUUGGGCAAUAGGGUGUAUAUUUGCAGAGCUGCUAACAUCAGAGCCAAUAUUCCACUGCCGACAAGAGGAUAUAAAAACUAGUAAUCCGUAUCAUCAUGAUCAGCUGGACAGAAUAUUCAAUGUAAUGGGAUUUCCUGCAGAUAAAGAUUGGGAAGAUAUUAAAAAGAUGCCUGAACAUUCAACUUUAAUGAAAGAUUUCAGAAGAAAUACAUAUACCAACUGCAGCCUUAUCAAAUAUAUGGAAAAACAUAAAGUUAAGCCGGAUAGUAAAGCAUUCCAUUUGCUACAGAAAUUGCUUACUAUGGACCCAAUAAAGAGAAUUACCUCAGAACAGGCUAUGCAGGAUCCUUAUUUCUUAGAAGAUCCACUUCCGACAUCAGAUGUGUUUGCAGGCUGUCAGAUCCCAUAUCCAAAACGGGAAUUUUUAACUGAAGAGGAGCCUGAUGACAAAGGAGACAAAAAGAACCAGCAGCAGCAGCAGGGCAAUAACCACACAAAUGGAACCGGCCAUCCAGGGAAUCAAGACACCAGUCAUACACAAGGGCCUCCUUUGAAAAAAGUGAGAGUAGUUCCUCCUACCACUACCUCAGGUGGACUUAUUAUGACCUCAGAUUAUCAGGACAGUGAAAAAAACAGCAUCAUAGCAACUGGAAUCCAUCAGCGCUGAGUGACUGUUGUUGUACAAGACAGUGAGAUGCAUCAGACACUGAGCACAAACAAAAACCAGCAGCAAAACACUUUUAGCCCUGUUGAAUUCAUGCAGUGUGUUGGAAACAUGCGAUUAAAUACGUUACAGUCGUUAACGUUAAUUUUGUAUUUCUCCAGAUUCCCACUUGAACACAGUCGUUCUGAAAUCAUGUGUUCAGCUUGAAAGGGUCUAUCAUAAUCAACAAAUGCUUUUCAGGAAGCAAAGCUUUUGGGGAAAAAAUAUCUAGUGUAUUAUUCAAUAAAAUCAUGUUACAUAUUCAGAUGCUAGAAUCUUUUGACAAUUUAGGAGAUUGAUUUAUUAAUGUAGUAGACAGAUUCGAACAUGACUCUUUUUCCUUUUGUUCACCCUAUUUUUAUCUAGCAUAUCCUUGGUUUGGUCUCUGUUCAAUAGAAAUUAUUUGCAGAAGGCACACAAAAGAAGGUCAAGACUCCCAUCUUUUCACAAGUCAUUUGCUUUCUUCUGAAAAGAAUGUGCCGUUUUGUGGCAGGCUGCUCUAUUCCGAGUAAAGGACAGGGCUAUGUUGCAAUUUGGCAUUUAAUGGAUAUUUCUGUUUCAGACUGUCACACAUCUGCCUACCUUAUGUCAAAGAAAAAUGUUGGAAUAAAUGAAAGUACAUAAAAAGAGUCAGAAGGUGUUGAAUUAAAAAAAAAAUACAAGAUGAGCUUUGAGAUCAAACAAAAUAUUAGUGAGCAGCAUUUUAUCCAUGACAAUAUUCCUCUAUAAAUAUUGUUCCUGUAAAAAGAAUCUUAUACAACUACUUUUCAAUAGAAGAAACAUGCAUGUAAGUCAUGUGUGACAAAUAUGGCUGUUGAAUGUACUAAAGCGGAUUUUGUCCAGUGUGUAUUUUUUUUCUUAUCAUAAGAUUAACCAGCUUUAACUCUUAUUUUUAAAUUAUUAAAAUCAUUCAUGGAGUAUAACUUCAUAGUUUUAAUAAGGAGAAAGUGAAUAUAUUUCUUUACAUGUCUGCCAUUCUAGGUAGGCUUCCUAAGAGACAUGUGAAUAAUUUAUUGUUUCAAAUAAUCAAAUUUCAGAAUCUCUUUCUAAUCUAGCAUUCACUUUCCUGUGUAUUUUGAAAAUAUUGCCAAUUAGUAUAGCAUCGAUAGAGAGGGGUGUUUUUGUGCGUAUGAGUGUGUAAAGCUGUAGUUAUGUAUUGACAGCUACAGGUGCAAAUAUUCUACAGCCAUUAGAAAUGAAAAUGAGAUCAAUUGCCAGUGAAGAUACCAAAGUAUUGGACAUCUUUUGCUUUUUAUCAGUCAACUAUCACUAGUAAAGGAACCAGCAGACAAGAAAUGCCCUGUAAAUUAGCCCCUGAUAAGAGUAGCAUUAAAGGCUCUGGAAGACAUAAUCAGAUGCCCCAGUGACUUGCAAAGAUCAAAAUCAUACAGGCAAUCGUUUUUCCUGUGAUAUUCUAUGGAAGUGGAAGUAGGGCUUUUAAAGAAGGAUAGAAUGAUUAUUGAUGCCUUUGAACUUUGCCAUUGGAGCAGGCAAUUCAUUUUCUCAAGGGGCAACAUGAACAAAUGGGAUUGUUGUAGCCUCCUGGCUGUGUUCUGUCUACUUGCCCGCAAGGUCACACUUCAUCUGAAGUGGCAGUGUGUGAAAGAGCCCAGAUAGCAAUAGCACUUAGACUUAUAUACCGCUUCGCAGUGCUUUUACAGCCCUCUCUAAGCGGUUUACAGA
Molecule: messenger RNA, 3326 nt
Organism: Thamnophis elegans (Western terrestrial garter snake)
Lineage: Eukaryota; Metazoa; Chordata; Lepidosauria; Squamata; Natricidae
Gene: CDK8
Product: cyclin dependent kinase 8
Exons: 13
Coding region: 285-1607 (440 amino acids)
Biological process (GO): protein phosphorylation
Cellular component (GO): mediator complex; nucleus
Molecular function (GO): ATP binding; RNA polymerase II CTD heptapeptide repeat kinase activity; cyclin-dependent protein serine/threonine kinase activity
Source: RefSeq, a predicted model, not a curated record